GCACACACCCAGCGAUGGCGAUGUUUAGACUAAAACCCUAGCCCUAAACCCUUCACCAAUCUCGGCCAUCACGAUGAGUCAGGACGCCAUGGACGUUGAUCAAUCUCAGCCCACAACCAGGGCGAGUACUUUACACAAUUUAUCGGCCGGCCCUUUGUCUUCGUCAGCCGCCAAGCUUUCAGGUUCUUCCCGUUGCUUACCUUCGGACAAAGACUUUCACUUUUACUACAACUUCGACGAAUUUAAGAAACCAAUUGGAGAAAUUGCGAAAAAAUCUCAGACAAUGCUGGAAGCCAUCGGCAGCUCGGCGCAUUUAUGGGGCAAGGAGAUUGAUUUACCCAUGGAUAUCGACGAUGCAUAUGACUGGCUGGUUAAUGUGAAUGACGAGGUUUUUGAGCGGUUCGAUGUGUCCUUCGAUGAGUUUCUUAGGAUAAGGAAGAAAGAGGAGGAGACAGGGCGUCCUACGAGUUCAUUGCCCGACUCGGACGACGGGUUCCAGUUGGUUUAUGGGAAGAAGAAGAAGAAAGGAGCUAGUUAUCCGGGAGCUGGGAAAGUAGAGGAGCCAGAUUCAAUUCCUGCCUCCUGUGUUAAAGUGGCCGCAAAGGACAGGAAAACGACUGGGUCGAAGCCAAAGGUUCCGUUUCAUAUACCAACAAUUAGGAGACCUCAGGAUGAGUAUAACAUUCUAGUCAAUAAUUCGAACCAGCCUUUUGAGCAUGUUUGGUUGCAGAGGAGUGAUGAUGGCCAGAGGUUUAUUCAUCCGCUGGAGAAACUCUCUGUAUUGGAUUUCGUUGACAAAGAUCUUGGGGAUUUUCAACCUAGGCAGCCUUCCCCACUGGAAUCCACCCCUUUCAAACUUGUGGAGGAUGUCAAAGGUUUGAAGGAAUUGGCUGCAAAGCUGCGUGCUGUUAAUGAAUUUGCGGUGGAUUUGGAACAUAAUCAAUAUCGGUCCUUCCAAGGCUUAACUUGCUUGAUGCAAAUCUCAACCAGGACUGAAGAUUUUGUUGUGGACACUUUGAGGCUUCGGAUUCAUGUUGGGCCCUAUCUAAGGGAAGUAUUCAAGGAUCCUUCCAUAAAGAAGGUCAUGCAUGGAGCCGAUCGAGAUAUCAUUUGGCUUCAACGAGAUUUUGGCAUUUAUGUUUGCAAUUUAUUUGACACUGGCCAGGCCUCAAGAGUAUUGAAAUUGGAAAGAAAUAGUUUGGAAUAUCUUCUGCAUUACUUUUGUGAGGUUACUGCGAACAAAGAAUAUCAAAACGCUGAUUGGAGGCUGCGCCCUCUGCCUGAUGAGAUGUUAAGAUAUGCCAGAGAAGAUACACAUUAUCUGCUGUAUAUUUAUGAUUUAAUGAAAAUCAAGUUAUUUGAAUUGCCUAAGGAGGCUGGUAGUUCUGAUGCUCCUCUGCUGGAGGUCUACAAACGCAGUUGCGAUAUCUGUAUGCAGUUAUAUGAGAAAGAACUUCUGACAGAGAACUCUUACCUCUAUAUUUAUGGGUUGCAGAGCGCUGGUUUUAACGCUCAGCAGCUCGCAAUUGUUUCGGGGCUUUGUGAAUGGCGGGAUGUUGUUGCUCGUACUGAGGAUGAGAGUACUGGAUAUGUCUUGCCAAAUAAAACACUUAUUGAAAUUGCUAAGCAGAUGCCUGUUACUACAAGCAAGCUUCGCAGAAUGCUAAAAUCAAAGCACCCGUAUAUUGAGCGCAAUCUUGAUACUAUAGUCAACAUUGUUAGGAAUUCCAUGCAAAAUGCUUUUGCUUUUGAAGCUGCUGCUCAGCAGUUGAAGGAGGGACGUCUUGCAACUGGAUCGGAUCAUGCAGUACCUCUUAGAGAUGGAACUGAUGCUCCCCAACAGGAUAUGCCUAACUCAGAUGUUGCAAAUACAAGAAGGGGAAAUGAUGGAGUUGAAGGUGGUACCUGUUCUAAUAUCAUGGAAAAAUCAGCUUUUUCUGUCCAUCCUAAACAGGGCACUUCUCAGCAGCAAGUUAAAAAUGGAGAAGAAUCUAUUAAGUCUGAUACUCUCACUUCAGAGGUUACAAGGGAUAGUCUCACUAUUUUAGAGAAGGACAGGAAUGCUGCUGUCAGUACCUCUUCCACUGAAAAGGGUCACAAAGCAACUGUUCAGGUGCUGAAAAAGCCUGCUGGUGCUUUUGGGGUACUUCUUGGGAGUUCAGCUUCAAAGCGGAAGCUUGAUGCUAGCAAAAAAGGCAAGGAAGAGGCCAAGCUGGAGCAGAUUAGAUCUUCAGUCAGUCUUCCUUUCCAUUCGUUUAUGGGCAGCAGUGAGAAGUCAAAAAUAGUUGAAGAAAAUCCUGGUGUAGCAGCCGCUGAAAGUGAAGCUUUGACUUCCCAAAACCCAGUUUCCGAUAAUCCUGUUUCUGCCUCCACUGCAGAUGAGAUUAUUCUACUUGAAUCUGAUACUGACCCAGAGGAUACUGCGAACAAUAAUCCAGAAAGCACAAAGGAGGACAUGGAGAGAAAUUCUGUAGUGUCCACUUCAGGUAAAGAGAAUGAAGAUGAACCAAUGUCUCUAUCAGAACUGUCAUCAAGCUUCCAAAAAUGUUUUCAGUCAAAGACACAAAAUAGUAGAAAUAGACUAGCCAGUAAAACUGAAGAGUCCCGGGGGUUACUGGAAGUGAUGCCAUUUGAUUACGAAGCUGCGAGGCAGCAAGUUAAGUUUGGAGAAGAUGCAGAAGACGCAACUUUGCAGGAGGAGGAUGCUGAAGAUGGUAGUCUCAGGCGGCGGCAGGGCAACUCUGGUAGCAAGAAGAAAAAUUCUACAAUAGGACAGGGACAAACAAGCGAUUUGGCCAAAGAAUUUGCUCCGGCGAGAAGACGUCAGGCAUUUCCAGCUUCUGGGAAUCGGAGCUCAACUUUCCGCUAAUACAUUGCACCUGGAAGCUGACUGUUCCAUAUAACUCCGUCCCUCGUACAAUCCGAGCAACUGGGGGGGACUGGAUCCCUAUUCCGUCAUUGUUUUCACAUCAUCUUUUAAAUGGAACGACACCAUCUUUAUAUGAGCAGGUCAUCAGGAUCUGACGAGUAUAUUUGUAACGUACUUGUCCUGCUUUCAUUAA
Molecule: messenger RNA, 3062 nt
Organism: Neltuma alba
Lineage: Eukaryota; Viridiplantae; Streptophyta; Magnoliopsida; Fabales; Fabaceae
Product: protein RRP6-like 2
Exons: 14
Coding region: 74-2869 (931 amino acids)
Biological process (GO): nuclear polyadenylation-dependent rRNA catabolic process; nuclear polyadenylation-dependent snoRNA catabolic process; TRAMP-dependent tRNA surveillance pathway
Cellular component (GO): nuclear exosome (RNase complex); nucleolus
Molecular function (GO): nucleotide binding; 3'-5'-RNA exonuclease activity; single-stranded RNA binding
Source: RefSeq, a predicted model, not a curated record